AUGGACGCCCGAGAUGGAUCAGCAUCUGGCACUCAAAAUCACACACAAGACACUUGCAACGACGCCGAAAGUGACGACCCUGACCUUGCCGGCGAACAUCGACUAGACUCAGCUGAAUGGACUGACAUCGGAGCACAGACAAAAUGGCCUUUUCAUGGUCUCAGCAGGAACUUACUAAGCCAUGCCUCCUGCUUUCCCUCCACACCACGGCAGCAAGCAGCCUACAGCCCUUUAGCGAUUUCCGAUGAAGCUACCAGACGCAGCCGGAAUCACUUCUUCGGGUCCGCCAUCUCAGUGUGCAAGGAUAUCUUCCUGUCAUCAUGGAUCAACCUCCUACUCGUCUUCGUGCCAGCAGGGAUCGCAGCCGGCUUGCGCCACGCACCGCCGGUACUGACCUUCGCCCUCAAUGCAUUGGCCAUUGUGCCACUCUCCAGCUUGCUGGCUUACGCGACCGAAUGCAUGGCUAGUGAGCUGGGCGACAGCGUUGGCGCCCUCCUCAACAUCUCUUUCGGCAACAUUGUUGAAGUUGUCAUGUUUGUGGUCGGGCUGAUUCAUGGAGAAGUGAAGGUUGUCCAAGGAGCCUUAGUAGGGAGUAUUCUUGUGAACACACUCCUGAUCCUUGGCUCUGCUAUCAUCUGUGGCGACUUUUUGCCGCAGGAGAUGGUGUAUGACAGGCGGAAUGCACAGGGUUUGGCUUGUCUCCUGUCUCUUGCUGUGUUCAGCUUCUUGCUCCCGACGGCGUUUCAGUUUGCUUUGGAGAAUGAGGAGAAGCGUGAGAGAGGUGUUCGCAUACUAAGUCGCGGAUGCGCGAUCACCUUGUUGGUCGUGUAUGGCUUGUACCUGGUGUUCCUGCUGAGACCUAGGAACCAGCGUCAGGCUCCCGACGAGGGUGAGUCUUUUGACCAAAGAGCCUCAGACAGCUUAAUCGCGAGUCUGUUGCCCAGGACCAUUAGGUUUGCAGAUGAGCACGGAAGUAGCCACUCUACCGAAGCAGCAAAGUCAACUGAGAGCAUAGUACUGGACGACUUCCAGUCCGACGAGCGGAACGCAGACCCGGCAGCUGGCACGGAUGAGCACCAACAAGAUCAGGACACAGGCAAGAAAUCGUCAGCUCAUCCUGCUCCCGGCGACAGGUUCGGACGCGCAAGCCUCAGCCAACCUCCAUCCUAUAUCGAAGGCAGGAGCCGUCCUGCGCGGUCCAGAGGCCGGUCUCGUUCCGUCAGUAUUCAGCGCCGUCCACGACAUAGUGACAUAGCCGAACGAUAUGGCUACUCGAUCGAUUCCAUCGACCGCACGCCUCUGCAACGUCUAUCAGGCCGCUCAUCGUUCUGCUCCACCGCACCUGAUGGCCCUCUUCGGCACGUCUUGUCCAGCAUCCACAGUGACGAUCCACCAGUGAUCGGCCGCGGCACCGCACUCGCCCUGCUAAUAACCUCAUCACUACUUGUCGCCAUUUGCGCCGAUUUCCUCGUCGGCACAAAUCGAAGCCAUCACCACCCCACCCUCCGCGCCCCGCCCAUCCUCUCCGAAUCGCUCAUCGGCCUCAUUAUCCUCCCCAUCGGCCGGCAACGCCGCCGAGCACAUUACCGCCGUGACCGUCGCCCUCAAGGGAAAACUCGAUCUCGCGAUCGGUGUAGCCCUAGGCAGCUCGAUCCAGAUCGCGCUGUUUGUGAGUCCGCUGAUGGUGAUUGUGGGGUGGGGUUUGGGGCAGGAUGA
Molecule: messenger RNA, 1716 nt
Organism: Cyphellophora attinorum
Lineage: Eukaryota; Fungi; Ascomycota; Eurotiomycetes; Chaetothyriales; Cyphellophoraceae
Product: Vacuolar calcium ion transporter
Exons: 2
Coding region: 1-1716 (571 amino acids)
Biological process (GO): calcium ion transmembrane transport; intracellular calcium ion homeostasis
Cellular component (GO): fungal-type vacuole membrane
Molecular function (GO): calcium:proton antiporter activity
Source: RefSeq, a predicted model, not a curated record